AUGUCGGCCGGGGGCGAGCAUCUCAAAGAUGAAGGCACCAAGCGACAGGUCGUAUUAGCCGGCGGCAUUGCAGGGCUAAUCUCACGGUUCUGUAUUGCGCCGCUGGACGUCGUUAAGAUCAGGUUGCAGUUGCAAAUCCAUUCCUUAUCAGACCCUGCGUCCCACCACAGUGUCAAAGGACCUAUUUAUAAGGGGACAUUGUCCACCAUGCGGACGAUCAUGAGGCAAGAGGGAAUCACUGGCCUCUGGAAAGGUAAUAUUCCUGCCGAAAUGAUGUAUGUCUGCUACGGAGCCAUUCAAUUCACCGCGUAUCGGGGAACAACCCAAGCCCUCGCUCAACUCGGCUCCUACCGACUCCCCCAACCCGUCGAAUCCUUUCUCUCGGGUGCAUUGGCAGGCGGAUGUGCCACAGGAGUAACAUACCCGCUUGACCUUCUCCGCACGCGAUUCGCCGCACAAGGCCCGGACCGCGUGUAUGGCUCUCUGCGAGCCUCAAUUGUGGAAAUCGCUCGACACGAGGGCGCACCAGGAUUCUUCCGGGGAUGUUCUGCGGCUGUGGUGCAAAUUGUGCCAUACAUGGGACUAUUUUUCACGGCAUAUGAGGCACUCAGACCUGUGAUGACCUGGGAUGUUCUGCCGUUGGGUACAGGGGACGCUGCAGCCGGUGUGGCGGCCAGUGUCCUGGCUAAGACAGGUGUUUUCCCAUUAGACCUCGUGCGUAAACGCUUGCAAGUACAGGGUCCAACAAGGACCCGCUACGUUCAUCGCAAUAUCCCGGAGUACAAGGGAGUUUUCCAAAGUAUGGCCAUGAUUGUCCGCACCCAGGGCGUGCGUGGUAUGUACCGCGGCUUGACAGUCAGUUUACUCAAGGCGGCGCCGGCAAGUGCGGUGACAAUGUGGACUUAUGAGCACACAUUGAAAAUCCUUCAAGAGCUCAAUGUCGCAACUGACAGUUGA
Penicillium hordei is the source of this 957-nucleotide messenger RNA. RefSeq names its product thiamine transporter TPC1. Gene Ontology annotation, cellular component: mitochondrial inner membrane. The coding region runs from base 1 to 957 and encodes 318 amino acids. Gene Ontology annotation, molecular function: thiamine transmembrane transporter activity. The record is from RefSeq and is a predicted model, not a curated record. The transcript has 2 exons. Lineage: Eukaryota; Fungi; Ascomycota; Eurotiomycetes; Eurotiales; Aspergillaceae. Gene Ontology annotation, biological process: thiamine pyrophosphate transmembrane transport.